CCCGCGCCCCCGGCCCGCCCGCUGCCCGCUCGCCCUCGCCCGCCGCCCCGCGAUCAUGGCCGGCUGGCAGAGCUACGUGGACAACCUGAUGUGCGAUGGCUGCUGCCAGGAGGCCGCCAUUGUGGGCUACUGCGACGCCAAGUACGUCUGGGCAGCCACGGCCGGCGGCAUCUUCCAGAGCAUCACGCCAGGAGAAAUAGAUAUGGUUGUAGGAAAAGACCGAGAGGGUUUCUUCACCAAUGGUCUCACCCUUGGUGCAAAGAAGUGCUCUGUGAUCAGAGAUAGCCUGUAUGUCGAUGGUGACUGCACAAUGGACAUCAGGACAAAGAGUCAAGGUGGUGAGCCGACAUAUAAUGUUGCUGUAGGCAGAGCUGGACGAGUCUUGGUCUUUGUAAUGGGCAAAGAAGGGGUCCAUGGAGGCGGAUUGAAUAAGAAGGCAUACUCAAUGGCAAAAUACUUGAGAGACUCUGGGUUCUAGUUGUUAGGCAGACUGUUAAGUAUUAGGGGAAGAUUGCUAUUAAAUUUUCCUGGCGGUGAGCUUUAAACCUUACAUUCUGGAAACUUUACUAGCAAUGCAGGGUGAUGGGGUAUGAACCUGUGUCUCCUUUGUAUCCCUUUGUUGGUGGGGAAAGGUGUUAUUUUUUUUCCCUUUAAUUCUUUUCAUUUCUGUUUUGUUUCCUUGUGUACUCCAGCAUUGGUUAUAGUCAUGGGAAAGGAAGGUGUCCAUGGUGGGACACUCGACAAGAAAGCAUAUGAACUGGCUUUAUACCUGAGGAGGUCUGAUGUCUGAGCAGCCUCUCCCCAUCCACCUAGCAGCUGUCUGCAGCACCACCCGCUUGUGCUCAGUGCUACCAGACCCUAGAUGGUAGUUUGUGUUUUUUAUUUACCCAUUUCCUACUGUCAUAACUCCAGUUCCCCCUUGUUCAUCUCUGUAACCACUGUAGGUAACCGAGCCCAUCUGGCACCACCAUGAUGAUGAUAUGCAUGAUAACUUGAAACUUGGGAGGGGAACAUGCCAAGUGUAGGCUCUGCUUUGUCUUAGCAAUUAGUAUGAUAUUGACAGCUAAACCAACUGAGAUACUAAACAAGGUGCCGAUUGUACAAUCUAAUUUGAUCAAUGCCUCUUCAGCACUUUGAGCAAGUCACAGCUCACUAGUCUUCCUUUCACAGAGCACGGUUGGGAGGAAAAAAGUGUGUGCAUAUCUUCAUUUCUGUCCCUCUCUUCGUUUCUGUUUUUUAAACCCAUGUGUUUGCUUACACCCAUUUUUAUAGUGCCUGGUUUGUUUAACCAAUUUGCCACUCAAAAGCUAUUAAUGUCACAUUAGUUUUGUCAUUGCACUUCACUGUAGGCUUAAGUCUCUUACUUUUUCUUGGUGUUGUCUGAAGAUUGUACUGCUUAACAAGUGCAAUCACAAAACUAUGAAAGGGUACAGAUGUACUUCCUCCCAUGACCUUAAACCACCAUCCUAAGGACUCCCCAGACAUUCCAUCAUUACAAUAGCUCAGGCACUUUUUUUUUUUUUUUUUGCCAGCUCCUGUUCUGUAGUUGACUUGUGCAAGGCUGCCACUGUGGCCAUUAGCUAGCCUGGUAUAACCAGCUGGAGUGUGUCUGGUUUCAGUUUCUCAUAGGACCAAUUUUAAUUUGCAGCUUGGGGGUCGGGGGGUGGGGGGUGGUGUUUUUGUUUUUUAAUAUGAAACUGCAAUGUCAUUGUGGAAAACUGCCACCUUCAGCUACCCUGGGAGCUAUGACUGGCUUCAGUCUUUCUGCCAGAUCACUUAGUGGUGCAGAGUUUGGCUGCUCUGAAGCCACUGUUUGGAUGAAGGUCGGUAGUUUGUAAGCUAAACUGUCAAAAUACCAUUUCAAAUUUAAAAAUCUUCAUCUGGCCUGUCACACCCUUGCUGCAGAAAUGAUGGAGUGAGCUGCCUUGUGCACGAGUCAUCUGAAAAUGUCUGUAACCAAACUCAGUUCAGGCACUGUUCUGACCUGUAUGUCCAUUGCAAGAACUGCAGAACUCUGUAUACUAAAGAAUAAAUGGGAGAUGGUAGUGGUUGGAAUAACUGA
Messenger RNA from Melozone crissalis (California towhee), 2062 nucleotides. RefSeq names its product profilin 2 (gene PFN2). Bases 56 to 478 code for a protein of 140 amino acids. Gene Ontology annotation, biological process: actin cytoskeleton organization; positive regulation of actin filament bundle assembly; regulation of actin filament polymerization. Gene Ontology annotation, molecular function: actin binding. The record is from RefSeq and is a predicted model, not a curated record. Gene Ontology annotation, cellular component: cytoplasm. The transcript is spliced from 3 exons. NCBI's taxonomy places the organism in Eukaryota, Metazoa, Chordata, Aves, Passeriformes, Passerellidae.